Labeo rohita (rohu) is the source of this 1375-nucleotide messenger RNA. It is a transcript of the gene crfb15, whose product is annotated as cytokine receptor family member B15. Lineage: Eukaryota; Metazoa; Chordata; Actinopteri; Cypriniformes; Cyprinidae. Bases 22 to 1191 code for a protein of 389 amino acids. The record is from RefSeq and is a predicted model, not a curated record. The transcript is spliced from 7 exons. Gene Ontology annotation, molecular function: protein binding.
CCAUCAGUGAGGUUGUCAGUCAUGUUUGUGAAAGUUAGAGUGUUGGCUCUCAUAUUCUUUGUGAUGAAGGAUGUUCACCCCACCUAUGCUGAAAAAAAACUGGCUGCACCCAAGAAUGUGAAGGUGACCUCCAUCAAUAUGGCUACAGUUGUCAAAUGGAGAUCUCCACACGAUCCCAUGAGUAAUGUGACAUACACCGUAAGAUAUGUCUUGAAAAGUGAUGUCAUUUCCAUCUGUGUGAACACCACAGAGCUGAAAUGUGAUGUAGGAAAACUGCCAAUUGUAUUUGGGAGUUACAUUUUUCAAGUGCGGGCAGAAGAUCGGGGGCUGUUCUCUAAAUGGGUUAAUACAACUGAAUUUUCACCAUUUAAGCACACUAUCAUAGGACCCCCUACUGUGCAUCUUGUCAUCCAAAAUAAUACCUUGGAUGUGCACAUCCAACCUCCAGUGCUGAAAGUGGGCAAACUUUCCAGCCUUUUUUCACAAACGUCCUACAUCAUCAGAUAUUGGACCGAAGGCUUUGAAGAGGAGGCAGUGGAGAAGAUGGUUACUGAUGACAGUGAAGAUGUUAAACUGAAUAUUAAAGGACUGCAUGCCUGGAGCAGAUAUUGUGCUCAGGCUAUGGUGGUUCCCAAAGGCUACGGAAAUGUCAAACAGUUCAGUACUGCCGUAUGUGUGACCAACACACCUGUGGCCAUCAGCUGUGUGAUUGCUGUUGUCAUCCUUCUUCCUCUGACAAUCCUGGCUGCCUGGCUGAUCUAUAAAGUGUACAGAUUUCUGUACCCUAAAACCAAAUUACCAGAACUUCUCAAGAAUUUAUUCGUACCGACAUUUUGGAAUACUGAGACAACCCAACAUUCUGCACACCAGAAAGAACAGCAUGAUAAAAUCAGUGCCAUAUCUGAGGACCGUCUAUAUGAAGAGCUCAGUGAGAAAGUCAAGAUAUCAGAGGACAAGGACUCUGGGUUGGAAACUGUUCUCGCCCCAAUUCAAGAGGUGGAAGAGGACUACAAACUCCUGAUGCACACGCAACCUGCACCUGCUUUUUACCCUAACCACCUCUACCCGUUAUGCUUAAAAAACUCGCUAUUUACUCAUUUAAACCAGCCCUGCUUCACUAGCUCUCAGUCUUCUUACUACAAUGUAGCAGGCACAAGCUCUGAGCUGAAACACACUGGAUGUGUUUGCUGAACUCACCAACAAGCUGAUUUUAUUAAGAAUCUUCUUAUUUUCUGUAGCAAGUAUAAAAACUAUGCAGUGUAAUAUGUCGCAUUGUUUACGUAUGCUAAUAACUGAAUGCACUUUUUGAGAAAAUUAUAUCAUUGUAUGUCUAUAAAUGGUUGUAUUGUUGAUGUAAAAUAGUGAAUUGAUCAUA